Colletotrichum abscissum is the source of this 282-nucleotide messenger RNA. RefSeq lists its product as uncharacterized. The coding region runs from base 1 to 282 and encodes 93 amino acids. The transcript has a single exon. The record is from RefSeq and is a predicted model, not a curated record. Lineage: Eukaryota; Fungi; Ascomycota; Sordariomycetes; Glomerellales; Glomerellaceae.
AUGAUGCCAAUCUCCUUCAUGAUGGCCAUCCUUGCUGGAAUCACGUUGUCCGUGGCCACUGACGUCCCAAUACGAGAGCAAGACAUAUUUCCUUGCAAUUGUAUUUUUAUUGUCAAUAAAUGGAAUCCUGUUCAUGCAGAUCACGUUGCUAGCUACGAGUGCUGUUAUCUUGCGGGGGGCCAUUGGAACGGCACAACAUGUCCCCUGAAUUAUCGGAACCCUCGAGAAUUAAGACAAUUUUCGAAAUGCUGCGAAAAGAAUGGGGGAUUUGGAUGUAUCUAG